Molecule: messenger RNA, 1927 nt
Organism: Cyprinus carpio (common carp)
Lineage: Eukaryota; Metazoa; Chordata; Actinopteri; Cypriniformes; Cyprinidae
Product: glycine-rich cell wall structural protein 1.0
Exons: 27
Coding region: 135-1646 (503 amino acids)
Source: RefSeq, a predicted model, not a curated record
AAAAGCCUGGCGGGUAAAUUGGCCAGUGGUGCUGCUUUCAACUGAGGCUGCUUGACUCUCACUUCACCUGUGUGCAUUUUUAGCUAUUUGCUAAUAUCAAGUCUAUCUGUCUGUCUGUCUGUUUGUCUGCCAAUAUGCUGGUUCGGGCGAUCCUGCAGACCUCACUGGUCCUGUGGCUGGUACAGAGCACCAUACAAGGAGGAGUUAGGCCACAGACUGGAGCCCUGGGAAGAUUGGCGAGUCGAGGUCCUGGUAUUGGUGUAAAGUCUGGAGGUCCAGUGGCUGGUAUCCUCGGAGUCCGUGGCUAUGGGGCAGGCAAGCCAGGAAAAACAGGUUCUGGCCGUUAUCUUGGAGGAGCGGCAUACAGACCCACUGCAAUCAGAGGAGGCCUGAAACAAGGAUAUGGAACACUUGGAGGUUAUGGAGGAGCUUCAAACCUUGGAACUGGCCUCGGGGCUGCUGGGCUGGGACUCGGCACAGGGUAUGGCCUAGGCAACGGGCUGGGAGCAGCCUUAGGUUAUCCAGCAGGGAAGCUCGGAGGAAGAGGUUACACCAGUAAUGGCUAUGGAGCACAGCUAGGUUAUGGCGCAGGAGGAUACCCCGGCGCUGGACGCGGAUAUGGUGUACCAGCUGGCACACCCACAGGGCAAGGCUCAAAACCAUCAAAACAGGGUGUUGGGCCCAGAGGUGGCCAGCCCGUGUCACAGGGAGAGAGGGGCGAUGGUUACAGUCGCGGAUGGGUCCCUAAUGGACAGGAUGCUAUAGCCAAUGGUUUCCCCUCAGGACCAGGAGUGACCAAUGGAAUGAGAGCUCAAAUUAAGGGUUAUGGUCCAGCAGCAGAUAUGAUUAAUGGACGAGGAAUUAUAAACAAUGGACCAGUUUUGCCCAGUGGACAGGGCACCAAACCAUCCAAUAUGGGAUACGGCCUUGGUGCUGCUGGUUAUCUUGGAGCUGGUUAUACUGACGGUUAUGGAGCAGGUCUAGGGGCAGGUGGAUAUCCACAGGGAGUUCGAGCAGGAAAGCAGAUUGCAGGCUACAGCAAUGGAUACGGCAGUGAGGUUUAUGGCACAGCAGACGGUUAUGGAGCAGGACCUGCCUACCCAUCAGUGUUAGCUGAUAAUGUUGGCCUGAACGGUAUAGCUGGUCUCGGAGCUGCAGGCCUUGGAGGUCCAGGACUGGUAGUGAACCCCGGCCUGGGUGCUGAUGCCAAGUCUAGGAAAUAUGGGGCUGGUGGAGUUCUUGGAGCUGCUGGAUCCUUGCCUUACGGUGGCCAGCCUGUGGUCUCAGCUGGACUUGGCCCUCAAGGCAAGACUGGUAGUUAUGGUGGGGCUACAUAUGGAGGAAUACCAAGCCUUGGGGCAGACACUUCUUUGGGUGGUACAGGUGGAGCAAUGGAGCCAUUAGCAGGCGGAGCUGUAGGCCAGAUUCCUUACAGUGCACCAGUCAUUGCAGCUGGGCUUGAUGUUGAUGCUGGUUAUCCUUUUGGUGCUGAGCAAGUCAGUCUGGGUGCUGAUGCUACAAAGACAGCCGCCAAAUAUGGCACAGGCUAUGCAGCUGCACUAAGCACUGGUGGUCAGGGGCCCUAUGGUGGACAGAAGGAUGGAAGCAAGCUUAGUGGCAUGUAUGGGAAUGGCUACAAAGGCUGAUUUCCAAGGCCAUGCUGUUAAACUCUUCAAUGUUUUUUUAGCCCCUUUAUGCCUAGUGUUCCUCACCGUUGUGCAGUUUUGUGACAUGUUUUUGUCUGCCAUAUUGCUUUAGUGUUAGUUUUGUGCCCAUUUGCAUGGGCAUGUGUGUUUUGUGUGUACAUGUGGUUUUGAAGUUCAUUGUUAUAUUCCUUAAUGUUUCCCCAGUCUGUUUAUUUGUCUUGUCCAGUGGAGUGUUUCCCAUCCCUUGUGUGUCUCUGUAUCGAACUAAAACAUGCUAAGCA